Spinacia oleracea (spinach) is the source of this 750-nucleotide messenger RNA. RefSeq lists its product as uncharacterized. Lineage: Eukaryota; Viridiplantae; Streptophyta; Magnoliopsida; Caryophyllales; Amaranthaceae. The transcript has a single exon. The coding region runs from base 1 to 750 and encodes 249 amino acids. Gene Ontology annotation, molecular function: nucleic acid binding; zinc ion binding. The record is from RefSeq and is a predicted model, not a curated record.
AUGUGGUUAGAAGAUGAUGAAGAUUUAUCGGACGACGAUAUUGCGCCAGAUGAAGUCAUGGACGAUCCGAAAUGCCCUGUCAUCCUACUAACAAAGGAGGAAAAGAAACGCCUAAGAAAACCAUGGAAAUUUGCUCUGAUUAUAAAAAUGUUUAACAGCAAGAUAGGUUACAUGUCCCUCAUGAAACGCUUAAAGAAAAAAUGGAACCUCGAUGGGGGUCUAAUACUCACUGAUGUGGGGAAUGACUACUUCAUUGCCCUCUUUUCUACAAUGGGAGAUUAUAAUCAUGUUGUAACACAGGGCCCAUGGAUGUUGGAUGACAACUAUCUCACUAUUCGGAAUUGGAUACCAAAUUUCAUCCAGGAUAAUGCUCCUAUGCGCUAUUUAACCGCCUGGGUACGAAUACCUUAUCUAUCGGUUGAAUAUUUUGAUCAGGAAUUCCUCCAUAAAGUGGGAGGAAAAAUUGGGAAGGUGAUGCGUAUAGACCGGAACACAGCAUCGACUGAUCGUGGUCAGUUCACUCGUUUGAGUAUUGAAUUGGAUCUCACUAAACCCUUGCUUUCCAAAUUCUGGUUAAAAGGCAAAAUAUGGAAAAUACAAUACGAAGGCCUUCGUAUGAUCUGCUUUUCUUGCGGAAAGAUCGGUCAUACAGGAGAGAGUUGUACUGCCAACAUUACUGAUGCAGAACAUAUGAUAGAGCCAACAAAGAACUUGGAACAAGAACAAAUUGUCCCCCCCCACCAUGGAUAA